AUGACACUAACCAGAGGCUCUUUUACAUACUCUACUGGAGAAGAGUACAGUGGUGAAUGGAAGGAAGGCAAGAGGCAUGGUGUAGGGCAGCUGAAGUUCUCUGAUGGCACCUGCUAUAAGGGUCACUUUGAGAAUGGCCUGUUUCACGGCUCUGGGGUGCUAAUGUUUCCUGAUGGGUCCAGGUAUGAAGGUGAAUUUGCACAGGGAAAAUUUCAAGGUGUUGGGGUUUUCAGCAGAUUUGAUGGGAUGAAGUUUGAAGGAGAGUUUAAAAAUGGUCGUGUGGAGGGACAUGGCUUGUUGACAUUUCCAGAUGGUUCCCAUGGCCUUCCACGCAAUGAGGGGGUCUUUUCUGACAACAAGCUGCUGAAGCGGGAAAAAAGUCAAGCGGUGGUGCAGAGAGCCCGGAGCCUUGCCUGUGCUGCCCGCAACCUCUCUGUAUGA
Molecule: messenger RNA, 441 nt
Organism: Trichomycterus rosablanca
Lineage: Eukaryota; Metazoa; Chordata; Actinopteri; Siluriformes; Trichomycteridae
Gene: morn4
Product: MORN repeat containing 4
Exons: 4
Coding region: 1-441 (146 amino acids)
Biological process (GO): response to axon injury
Cellular component (GO): cell projection
Source: RefSeq, a predicted model, not a curated record